UUCUUGUCCUGAUGUAUCAACACUGGUGCAGAGUCUACAACAAGCCUUGGCCCUUGAAGCUAAAUUCCAACCAAAGCUUCAACUUCUGUCAACAGCCAGCAAUACAGGAGAAAGCAGUGAAAUUACGUGUGCAAUGAGGGAUGGAGCUGCUCAUGUUCUUCGCUGCUUGAAAGAAAAAUUUGUGUUGGUUUGAAGCCGAUCCGCCCAUUCAGUGUGUCUGCUUCCAAUCUCAAUCCUAUGACACCAGGAAGGCCUCAGUUGCCACGGACACCCAGACUUUGCUUCAAAGAAAAUGAUAAUUCAAGAUUUGGAACACAUGAUUUUCCAUCAACUCCAAAGUUUGGUCGUUCUGAAUCAACACCAGAACUUCACAGGAUAAGAAAGUUGGACCAAUCUCUUCACAUGGUUGAGAGAAACACCACUCAAGAAAAAGCACAUUACAACAAUGUUCUCCAAGAAAGUAAUGCAUCCAAUCUUUUAACUCUCACCAGUGAUUCUCUCCCAGAUAUCUUUCGUAAGCCUAUUAGCCAACAGCAACAUGAGGUUCCACUCAACCUACAGUCUAAAUUUGACAAUUCAGAAGAUAAGGUUUCAAAAUUGGGUUAUUGCCCUUCCUCCACAAAUACCCAACAAGGUUUUGGCACAAAAAUCAAUCAUCCAGAAUCUCAGAAAGAGUCCUCCAUCAAACUAGUUACUGAAGGACUCGGGAUAGUAACACAAGUAAAAGAAGAAGUACCUUGUGCUGAUAUUCUAAAACCAGAUACCUCUACCUGGAGCAAAAAAUGAAUUUGUUGCAUGGAACCAACCGGAAAAAUCAUCCUUUUCGACCAAUAAAUUACCAUCUGUGCAUUCGGAAAUGGAAGAAAUAUAUGCUUUCACAAAUGCCAAGAACAAAUCAGGAUUGAAUUCUACUUCAGAUACAGCGAGCGCUCUUGGACUAUCGACACAACCGACUGUCAAAAUGCAUCCUUUAGAUCAAGCGCAAACACCACUAGCUAAAAAUCUGACGUGGACUGGACAUUCAUCAUUUAGUACAACCAAAACACGACAAUCAUCCCUAGUUUCGUUAGCUUCGACUUCGAAGACUGAAAUGCAUAACGAUGAACAAAAACUAUCACUCGGCAUUUUAUUACCCAAAGUACAGGCCAAUUUUCAAUCUAGCAAGCUCUAAACCUCCGCAGCCAAUACCUAUUCAACUAGUGGUAAGCGUCGUGGCAGAAGUUCAACCAAUUGAUCCCAUCCAACAUCAUGUAGAGCAACAAAGCAAAUUAAUUCCCCCAGUUUCCAGCAGCAAUAUUUUACCCCCUCCAAUUGCUCGACCGACUCCGAAAACCAAGCAGAUAGCAGUUAACGGCAAG
Daphnia pulicaria is the source of this 1358-nucleotide messenger RNA. RefSeq lists its product as uncharacterized. The record is from RefSeq and is a predicted model, not a curated record. Lineage: Eukaryota; Metazoa; Arthropoda; Branchiopoda; Diplostraca; Daphniidae. The coding region runs from base 238 to 786 and encodes 182 amino acids. The transcript has 3 exons.